AUGGUGUCCACCAUAUAUUUUACUCAAUGUGUAUGUGGUUUUAUUAAAUUCCAGACUGGUGUAGCAUGGCAGUUUGUUUGUCCGCAGGGAAUCCGAGAUCUCUUGGUUUACACAAAGAAAAAAUACAACAAUCCUGUUAUGUACAUCACUGAGAAUGGAAUGGGAGAGUUGAAUAACAAUUCAUUAACGCUGGAGGAAGCCCUAAAGGAUGACUUGAGAGCAAGCUUUCACCAUCGCCAUCUUUUAUUUGUUCAAAGAGCCAUGAUCAAGAAUGGUGUGGAUGUGAGGGGAUAUUUUGUAUGGCCUCUACUGGAUAACUUUGAGUGGGGCAGUGGAUAUACCGUACGAUUCGGCAUCAACUACGUAGAUUAUAAAGAUGGGUUGAAGAGAUACCCAAAGAAGUCAGCCAUUUGGUUCAAAAAAUUUCUCCGAAAAUAGUGGGUGAACAGUGGCUGGCCAUGUAAUGUGGACUAAA
Messenger RNA from Telopea speciosissima, 475 nucleotides. Its product is annotated as beta-glucosidase 12-like. The record is from RefSeq and is a predicted model, not a curated record. Gene Ontology annotation, molecular function: beta-glucosidase activity. Gene Ontology annotation, biological process: carbohydrate metabolic process. NCBI's taxonomy places the organism in Eukaryota, Viridiplantae, Streptophyta, Magnoliopsida, Proteales, Proteaceae. The transcript has 3 exons. The coding region runs from base 1 to 438 and encodes 145 amino acids.